This is a messenger RNA of Solanum pennellii, 2217 nucleotides long. RefSeq lists its product as uncharacterized. NCBI's taxonomy places the organism in Eukaryota, Viridiplantae, Streptophyta, Magnoliopsida, Solanales, Solanaceae. The transcript is spliced from 2 exons. The coding region runs from base 1 to 2217 and encodes 738 amino acids. The record is from RefSeq and is a predicted model, not a curated record.
AUGCGGGAAGCUCUUAUGUGGACAAUCAGUGAUUUUCCUGCAUAUGCUAUGUUAUCUGGUUGGAGUACAAAAGGAAAGUUUGCUUGCCCUUGUUGUAACUAUGGCACUAAUUGUCGCUAUCUUAAACAUAGUCGGAAAAUGUGCUAUAUGGAUCAUCGUGUUUUUCUACCGAUGGAUCAUCCAUGGAGAUCAAACAAAAGAUCAUUCAAUGGAAAAACUGAAUUUAGGCCUCCUCCAGCUCCUUUAAAGGGAAUUGAUGUUCUUAAUAGCUUACGUGAUUUUGUAAAUGUGUUUGGGAAGAAGAAAAAGAGAUCAAAUGAUGGCCCAUGGAAAAAAAGGUCAAUUUUUUUUGAAUUACCUUACUGGCAGCACAACUUGUUACGUCACAACCUUGAUGUAAUGCACAUAGAGAAGAACAUAGUUGAUAGCAUACUUGGAACUCUUUUGGAUAUUUCAGGAAAAACAAAGGAUCAUGCAAAAGCACGGUAUGAUUUGAAAGAUAUGGGAAUCAGGAAGAACCUUCAUCCACAAGAUACAGAAGAUAGUAAGAGAACAAAGUUUACAAAGGCGUGCUUCUCAAUGACAAAUGGAGAGAAAUCCAUCUUUUGUGGAGUUUUAAAGACAGCCAAGCUACCUGAUGGUAGUGCCUCCAAUAUAUCUAGGUGUGUGCACUUGGAUGAAAGAAAGGUGUCUAAUUAUAAAACCCAUGAUGCUCAUUUCAUGUUACAUUACUUUCUUCCAAUACCAAUUAAAAGCAUUCUUCCUGAUCAUGUGGCUAUUCCUUUGAUUCGUCUAAGUUCCUUCUUCCAUCGUUUGUGCCAAAAAGUAAUCACAUUGGAGGAACUGGAUUGCUUAGAAGUAGAGAUCAUAGAAACAACAAAUCAGUUGGAGAGAAUUUUUCCUCCUUCAUUUUUUGAUAUCAUGAUUAGUUUGCCUAUUCAUUUGGUGAAUGAAGUGAGAUUAGGCGGCCCGGUGCAAAAUCGAUGGAUGUAUUCCACUGAAAGAGAAACGGGUACAUUCAAAUCAUACAUUCGCAAUAGGCGUUUUCCAGAAGGUUGCAUAGCAGAGACACGAGUGGGAAUAGAUUGCAUGAAUUUAUUCUCAAAAUAUCUGCAUCGGGGUGUGCAUACCAGAUUUAAUAGGAGAGCGCGAAACAAUGAUGAAUGUGACCCAAGUGACGCAGAACCUGUGAGUUUGUUUUCUAACAAAGGAGUUCCUUUAGGAGCAAAGAAAACUGAUCCAAUCAUUUUAGAUGACAAGUCACUAAGUCAGGCACAUGCAUACUUAUUGGGAAGUUGUGACGAUGUUCAAGAAUAUAUUAGAGAGCAUGAGCAAGAGGUUAAUAAUCAGUCACGAAGAUCUAAAUGGAGCAAAGCCAAGAAUCAUUGUCAAAACUUCUCUCAAUGGUUUGAAACUCGUGCUUUGCAAGAGGAUGUGCCUGAUUUGAUAAAACAAUUGUCUAGAGGACCAAAUUCUGUUGCAAAAAGAUAUUCUGGGUAUCUCAUAAAUGGAUAUAGAUUCCAUGUUAGGCAGCGUGAUGCAAGGCGUAAAACACAAAAUAGUGGUGUUACACUAAUUGCCUCAACUACAAGCUUUGCAAGCUCAAAGGAUAAAAAUCCGAUUGCUGCAGAUUUGACUUAUUAUGGUAGAAUAGUUGAUAUUGUUGAAUUAAACUAUUACAGCCAUUUUAAGGUUGUUUUAUUUAAGUGUGAUUGGUAUGAGGUUGAAAAAGAUGUUUAUGGCCUUACUUAUGUCUAUUUUAACAAGAGAUGCUCUCAGGAAGAGCCUUUUGUGCUUGCAUAUCAAGUACACCAAUGCUUCUAUGUGCAAGAUCCAUAUGAUCACGAUAAAUAUUAUGUUAUGAAGACUGUUCCAAGAGACUUGUUUAACAUGGGUGAUGAAGUUGAAUCUAAUCUCCCACAAAGUUAUGAAAAUGAGCCAUCUGAACAUUCGAAGGGUCCAUCUAUACCAAAAGAUAAUGGUGAAGUACUCUUAACAAGGACUGAUUUACCAGAAACAAUCAUUGAUGUGCCUGUGGAGGAAUUUGUCAAUCAACAACUUGAAGUCGAGUAUGAAGAGGAGUUUGAAGAUGAGUUCGAAGAUGAGUCUGAAAAUGAGUAUGAAGAUGAGUUUUCAGAUGCGUUUGAAGACGAGUCUGAAAAUGAGUAUGAAGAUGAGUCUGAUGAUGAAGUCGAGUCUGAAGAAGAGUCUGAAUAA